GGGGGAGAAUAUACUGCGCGCCGAUUGGCCCAGACACUGUCGAAUGAUCUGCUUGGAGUUUGUACUUAAUGAUCGCUACAUAAAGCGGAGCUGAACCCUUUAACCGGGCUGUUGAUGUGACUGCAACCCGGGGACAGUGGUUAAAGUCUGGAUGCUGUUUGAAACUUUGGCCCUUUAGAGUUCGGGUGGAUUCAGACCAGAGAAAGCGGUGAAGAUGGGAAGAGGAAGCCAGCAGACGGACCAUGGAGAGCCGGACAGCGGGAAAACUAAGGGUGUUUACACCUGGGAGGAGGUGCAGAGACACAGCAGCAAGAAUGAUAAAUGGCUGGUCAUCGAUCGAAAGGUUUAUAACAUCACCCAGUGGGCCAAAAGGCAUCCAGGAGGGUUUCGCGUCAUCAGCCACUAUGCUGGAGAGGAUGCCACGGAGGCAUUCACUGCUUUUCAUCCCGAUUCCAAGUUUGUGCAAAAGUUUCUGAAGCCACUGCUGCUUGGAGAGUUGGCAGCCACAGAGCCCAGCCAGGACCAAGACAAAAAUGCAGCCAUCGUACAGGAUUUCGAAACUUUACGAGCUCGGGUGGAGAAAAAGGGUCUGCUUCGAAGUCAGCCUUUGUUUUUCUUCCUCCACCUUGGUCACAUCCUGCUGUUGGAAGGCAUCGCAUGGUUUAUCCUCUCGACGUGGGGGACGGGCUGGAUACUGACACUUCUGUGUUCUGUAUUGCUGGCAACUGCUCAGUCACAAGCUGGAUGGCUGCAGCAUGACUUUGGUCACCUUUCUGUCUUCAAAAGAUCCCGCUGGAAUCACGCUGUGCACAAGUUUGUCAUUGGUCAUUUAAAGGGAGCUUCGGCAAACUGGUGGAAUCAUCGACACUUCCAGCAUCACGCUAAACCCAACAUUGUCACUAAGGACCCUGAUAUCAACACAUUAGACACCUUUGUACUUGGACAGACUCUACCAGUGGAAUAUGGGAUAAAGAAGAUCAAACACAUGCCCUACAAUCGCCAACACCAGUACUUCUUUCUCUUGGGACCUCCACUGCUCAUCCCAGUUUUCUACAACUUUAAUAUAAUGUACACCAUGAUAUCCCGGCGUUACUGGGUGGAUCUGGCUUGGUCCAUGACAUACUACCUCCGGUACUUCUCCUGUUACAUACCCCUAUAUGGUGUGUUUGGCUCGUUGGCACUCUUUUUUUUUGUCAGGUUUUUGGAGAGUCACUGGUUUGUGUGGGUGACUCAGAUGAAUCACAUACCGAUGGACAUCGAUCAUGAAAAGCGCAAGGACUGGCUGACCAUGCAGUUACAAUCCACCUGUAACAUCGAGCAGUCCUUCUUCAACGACUGGUUCAGUGGACACCUCAACUUUCAAAUUGAACACCACUUGUUUCCUACGAUGCCGCGUCACAACUACCACCUGGUGGCACCUCAAGUCCGCGAACUCUGUGAGAAACAUGGUAUUCCUUACCAGGUGAAAACUUUGUGGCGAGGCUUCGCUGAUAUUGUAACAUCACUGAAAAGCUCAGGGGACCUCUGGCUUGAUGCAUACCUCCAUAAAUGAUGGACUAUAUUUCCUUCACAGAUGUAAAAGGGGUGUUUUUCACUUUUGCAUCAAGAACUAAUUGUAUCUGUUUGAUUAUUAAAAUCGAACCACUAGUCUGGGAAUGAGGUUAUUGUUAAUGUUAUUAAGUCAGGGGUUUUCCUAAAUUGCCUUAGAGUAUUUCGAUCAAGAGUAGAAGUUGUUUUUCAAUCUUGAGUCAAUUUGACAAAUAAAACAUGAUUAUUUUUUGCUCAUCUGGCCAAAGGCGAGGUGAGCUAAAGCUAUUGCAAGGAAUCUGCUGUUUAUCUGUCCGUUCAAGGUUCAGAAGAAUCUCUACUCCUCCUACAGCAUUCCUCAAGAAUUUCAUCAAACUUGCACACAAUGAUGGCCUAAUGGGUCAUCACGCAAAUUGUACCCAAGGUCACGUUUUUCCUGUGAGCUGGAUGAGCUACUGCGUCACUGGCGUUUACAAAUUGUGGUUUCUCACGAACCACAAUUUGUAAAUUGUUAAUUUCAUUAUAUUGUGUCAAAAUUGUAACUACUGUAAGUGCUGUUCGUGGUUUUCUCUUCAGUAUACAAUAAAUAAACUGUGUUGACUAUUUCUGGA
Messenger RNA from Archocentrus centrarchus (flier cichlid), 2138 nucleotides. RefSeq names its product fatty acid desaturase 2-like. Gene Ontology annotation, biological process: lipid metabolic process. Gene Ontology annotation, molecular function: oxidoreductase activity, acting on paired donors, with oxidation of a pair of donors resulting in the reduction of molecular oxygen to two molecules of water. The transcript has 13 exons. NCBI's taxonomy places the organism in Eukaryota, Metazoa, Chordata, Actinopteri, Cichliformes, Cichlidae. Gene Ontology annotation, cellular component: membrane. Bases 215 to 1552 code for a protein of 445 amino acids. The record is from RefSeq and is a predicted model, not a curated record.